Messenger RNA from Syngnathus typhle (broad-nosed pipefish), 3750 nucleotides. It is a transcript of the gene gria3a, whose product is annotated as glutamate receptor, ionotropic, AMPA 3a. Gene Ontology annotation, cellular component: dendritic spine; plasma membrane; AMPA glutamate receptor complex. The coding region runs from base 229 to 2883 and encodes 884 amino acids. Gene Ontology annotation, molecular function: AMPA glutamate receptor activity; transmitter-gated monoatomic ion channel activity involved in regulation of postsynaptic membrane potential. NCBI's taxonomy places the organism in Eukaryota, Metazoa, Chordata, Actinopteri, Syngnathiformes, Syngnathidae. Gene Ontology annotation, biological process: modulation of chemical synaptic transmission; synaptic transmission, glutamatergic; monoatomic ion transport. The record is from RefSeq and is a predicted model, not a curated record. The transcript is spliced from 16 exons.
CAGGAGCUCACAGUGUCCUUUUCUUCCUGCUCCUCCAUCAGCAUCAGCAUCUUUCUUUUGUGCAGAACACGCUGUCUUUGGGUUUACGAGGUUUGCAGGACGCAUUGGAGCGGGCACAAGCCCCAUCACGUACCGCUUGUGGAUUCCCCCCCCCCCCUUCGACCAGGCUUGAGCGUGCUCUUUGCUCCUCCAUCACCAAGAGUUGGUUUCACCACGCAGCUAGAAAAAAUGUGGCCGGGCAUAGCGGCAGCACUUUUGUUGUGCUUGUGUGGAGAUUCAAUGGCUGGAUUUCCGAACCAAAUCAACAUCGGUGGACUUUUUAUGCGCUCCACAGUGCAGGAGCACAGCGCCUUCAGGUUUGCAGUGCAGCUGUACAACACGAACCAGAAUGCCACGGAGAAACCUUUCCACCUCAACUAUAACGUCGACAACCUGGAGUCGUCCAACAGCUUCUCCGUCACACACGCCUUCUGCUCUCAGUUCUCCCGAGGGGUCUACGCUAUCUUCGGCUUCUACGACAGGAAGUCCAUGAACACUCUGACCUCCUUCUGCGGGGCGCUGCACACCUCCUUCAUCACACCCAGCUUCCCCAUCGACGCCGACGCGCAGUUUGUUAUCCAGAUGAGGCCCGGCUUGCGAGGAGCCGUUCUUAGUCUGCUGGACCAUUACAAGUGGGAGAAGUUUGUCUACCUUUACGACACCGAUAGAGGUUUUGCCAUCCUCCAGGCCAUCAUGGAGUCGGCUGUAGCUAACAACUGGCAGGUGACGGCUCGCUCGGUGGGGAACAUCGUGGACCCCACCGAGUAUCGGCGCAUCAUUGAGGAGAUGGACCGCCGGCAGGAGAAACGUUUCCUCGUCGACUGCGAGGUGAACCGGAUCAACUCCAUUCUUGAGCAGGUGGUGAUUGCGGGCAAAAACACCCGAGGAUACCACUAUAUACUCGCCAACCUGGGUUUUUCCAACAUGAGCUUGGAGAGGGUCUUUUCUGGUGGAGCCAACAUCACAGGCUUCCAGAUCAUCAACCCGGAAAGCGUCAUUGUGCAGCAGUUCCUCCAACGCUGGGAGCGUCUUGAUGAACGAGAAUUCCCAGAAGCUAAAAACACUCCACUGAAGUACACAUCGGCACUGACCCACGACGCCAUUCUUAUCAUCUCGGAGGCCUUCCGCUACCUUCGCCGCCAGCGUGUGGACGUGUCCCGUAGGGGAAGCGCGGGCGACUGCCUCGCUAAUCCUGCCGUGCCUUGGAGUCAAGGCAUUGACAUAGAGCGAGCUCUGAAAAUGGUCCAAGUUCAAGGCAUGACCGGAAACAUCCAGUUUGACACAUUCGGGCGACGAGCUAACUACACAAUCGAUGUGUACGAAAUGAAGACAGGAGGCCCGAGGAAGAUCGGCUACUGGAACGAAUAUGAAAAAUUUGUAUUUAUAAUGGAUCAGCAGGUCACCAACGAGUCGUCUUCUGUGGAAAACCGAACAAUUGUGGUCACUACUAUUAUGGAAGCGCCAUAUGUGAUGUACAAGAAAAACUAUAUGCAGCUGGACGGGAAUGACCGAUAUGAAGGCUACUGUGUCGAUUUAGCGACUGAAAUUGCAAAGCACGUGGGGAUCAGAUAUAAGCUGUCGGUAGUUCCGGAUGGGAAAUACGGAGCCAGAGAUCCAGAGACCAAGACGUGGAACGGGAUGGUGGGUGAACUGGUUUAUGGGAGAGCUGACAUAGCAGUGGCUCCUCUCACUAUAACGUUGGUACGAGAAGAAGUGAUAGACUUCUCCAAGCCCUUUAUGAGCUUGGGCAUCUCCAUUAUGAUAAAGAAGCCUCAAAAGUCCAAGCCCGGCGUCUUUUCCUUCCUGGACCCGCUGGCCUAUGAGAUUUGGAUGUGUAUAGUGUUCGCCUAUAUCGGCGUGAGCGUGGUGCUGUUCCUGGUGAGCCGCUUCAGUCCUUACGAGUGGCAUCUGGAUGAGAACGAUGAGGCCAAAGACCCUCAGAGCCCCCCCGACCCGCCCAACGACUUUGGCAUUUUUAAUAGCCUGUGGUUCUCGCUGGGUGCCUUCAUGCAGCAAGGAUGCGAUAUCUCGCCAAGGUCACUCUCGGGCCGCAUAGUCGGGGGAGUGUGGUGGUUCUUCACCCUCAUCAUCAUCUCCUCCUACACGGCCAACCUGGCGGCUUUCCUCACCGUGGAGAGAAUGGUUUCUCCCAUCGAGGGUGCCGAGGACCUGGCCAAGCAAACGGAAAUCGCCUACGGCACGUUAGAUUCAGGCUCCACAAAGGAGUUCUUUAGGCGCUCCAAAAUAGCCGUUUAUGAGAAAAUGUGGUCGUACAUGAAAUCGGCGGAGCCGUCGGUGUUUGCCAAGACGACACCUGACGGGGUGUCUCGGGUACGAAAGUCAAAGGGCAAGUUUGCCUUUCUCCUGGAGUCCACCAUGAAUGAGUACAUAGAGCAGCGGAAGCCGUGCGACACCAUGAAAGUGGGCGGCAACCUCGAUUCGAAAGGCUACGGCGUGGCCACACCCAAAGGCUCCGCAUUAGGAAAUGCUGUUAACCUGGCAGUGUUAAAACUGAAUGAGCAAGGCCUCUUGGACAAAUUGAAAAACAAAUGGUGGUACGACAAAGGAGAGUGCGGCAGCGGGGGAGGUGACUCUAAGGACAAGACAAGUGCACUAAGCCUGAGCAAUGUGGCAGGAGUCUUCUAUAUUCUGGUGGGGGGGCUGGGCCUGGCUAUGACCGUGGCGCUCAUAGAGUUUUGCUACAAGUCUCGGCAAGAGACCAAAAGACUCAAACUGGCAAAGAACGCCCAACAUUUUAAACCAGCCCCUCCGGUGAACAGCCAGAAUUUUGCCACGUACCGUGAAGGCUACAAUGUGUACGGGACGGAGAGUGUAAAAAUCUAAAAGGAGCAAACUAAAAGGUGCCAAAUUCCCAUCCGGGACCACCGUGUGUGCGUGACCUUGACACUCCAUCGCCGUGCCGGACGAUGGGAGGCGUUUUGCGAGGCCCGUCACAAAAAAAAAAAAAAAAAAAAACACGCCGUGACGCCGCAGGACUUCUCGGGGUUCCCUUUCCUCUCGUAGUGCCUUACGGAGCAUUCUGCAUCGGGGCAAUUGACACUCACUUGAAAUUAAACGUGUGGAAUCAAGAGCGGAACGUUGGAGAUGUUGACUUUUAUAUGCGAGAUGAAGACAAGAUCCCGAUGUUGUUAGUGUGAGCAUUUUCAAAUGACAACAUUCCUAGGAAAUCACAAUGUUCCAUGACUGGUGAGCUACUGAAUUUUUAGAGGUGGCACACCAUGUUGGUGACCGCUGACAUAUUUUGUGGUGAAAUUUUACGUUGUAUAACUGUUAGAUUUGGUGAAGUCAUUCUCCUGUUUUACUAUUAAGACUUUUUAGUGUCAUAAUAUUGAAGACUGGCGUCAAGUAAGGUUUAAGUUUUUUUUUUCUGUGUCCUAACAAGGACAUCCUCCCUGGUAUUAUUUUUCAUAAGUGAAUGGAAAGCUGCAUUUACUCCAACUGCCAAAACCUUGGGGUUCACUUAGUGCCAUGCAGUACUUUGAAGAGAAUUCGAUUCCUGACAUUAUAUUCCAAAAUGGUUAACUGGGUUUACGGUUUACACUUUAUACACAUGUGAAUGAAGAAUUUGGGGUAGUUUCUUUGAAUAUUUGGGCUUGUUUUAGGUGGAGGUCAUUCUGUGUACAGUGGCGGGGCUAGACAUUUUCCAUUGGGGUGGCCAAGGGAGGGCAAGAAAAGGUCAGGUGGGCAUGU